Ipomoea nil (Japanese morning glory) is the source of this 1547-nucleotide messenger RNA. Its product is annotated as WAT1-related protein At5g40240-like. Lineage: Eukaryota; Viridiplantae; Streptophyta; Magnoliopsida; Solanales; Convolvulaceae. Gene Ontology annotation, cellular component: plasma membrane. Gene Ontology annotation, molecular function: transmembrane transporter activity. The record is from RefSeq and is a predicted model, not a curated record. The coding region runs from base 177 to 1265 and encodes 362 amino acids. The transcript has 8 exons.
UUUCUUUCUAGUCACACAUGUAAAAACUCCUCAAAAACCACAACAAUUGAGAUGCUUGCUCUGUGCUCAUAGGUCUUGCCCUCUUGGUGAUUGGUACUAAUGCAUAGCAUUAUCAAAUUUGUUAGUUGAUGUCAAAUGAUUGUGCAUCUAUCUGAAAGUGGUUUCAGAGAGCGGCCAUGGCAAUGGGAAAUGAGAUUCUGAGAAAGGAAGUUCUUCCAUUUGCAGCAAUGAUAGUAGUGGUGUGUAUGGAGAUGGCAACAUCCACAAUAGCCAAAGCAGCCCUUAAUUCCGGGCUAAGCUCUCUUAUUUUCGUGCUUUACUACAAUUUCCUUGGCGCCCUCCUUCUUCUUCCUGGAUUCUUCAUCCAGAGGCACAGAAGGAAUCCACUGCCUAUAACCUUGUCUAUUCUGAGUAGAUGUUUCAUCCUUGGCCUGCUCGGGACAUGUCUGGUGAUUGGUUUGGGUUUCCAAGGGCUCAACUAUAGCUCUCCUACUCUGGCUGCAGGCAUUAGUAACUUGAUGCCUGGUUUUACAUUUGUUCUUGCCAUGAUUUUCAGGAUGGAGAAGUUUGAGGUGAAGAGAAGAACAUGGCAAGCAAAAUCAGUGGGCACACUUGUGUCAAUUAUAGGGGCAUCUAUCAUGACUCUAUAUCAAGGACCAACAAUCUUGGGAUCAUCAUCUUCAUCUUCAUCAUCUACUUUGCCUUCUUAUUUGCCUCAUCAAUCUCUUCUGUCACAUUCCUCAAAGUGGGUGCUAGGGGGUGUUAUGCUUCUAGCCGCAUGCUUUUUCGCAUCUGGGUGGAACAUUUUGCAGACAGCUACUCUAAAGGAAUACCCAGAACAGAUGACAGUAGUGUUCUUCACUACUUGCUUUGGGAGCAUCCAAUGGGCAAUUGUUUCAGUACUAGUAGAAAGGAAGGUAGAUGCUUGGAAGGUGCAGCCUGGCAUUGGAAUGGCUGCCAUUGUUGUUUCUGCGGUUUUAGAGCCUCUGUGUUGCAAAAAUAUUACUACUUUCUGCUUGGACACGAAGGGUCCUCUCUACGUUGCCAUGUUCAAACCCCUGGGAAUUGUCAUUGCAGCAACUAUAAACCUUGUUUUUCUUGCGGACGCCCUUCAUUUGGGCAGUAUUAUCGGAUCAAUAACAAUUAUUAUUGGAUUCUACGGGGUGAUGUGGGGCAUGUCAAGAGAGGUGACCAUAGUUGAGCCAACAGAUAUUUUAUGUGAAAGUGGAGCUGUGAACGGAACAUCACCCCUGCUACACAAGUAAUUGAACAGUGUUUAAAACGUGAUUGUGACCGUAUAGAUUCCAUUUGCUACUGAUGAGCCCACAAACUGCAUCACCUUUCCCAAUCAUUAUACCGUGAACCAGUGCACUUUGGACUCUGAUCCUAAACGACGUAGUUUUGAAUUUUAAUUUUGACGGCAACAAUUAUUUGUUGUUUGUCUCUUGUGUUAUGCGUUUCUGUGUCUCAUGUUAUGCAAUUUUGUACUUUAAGCGUAUGGAUUCUGUACUUGAAAUAAAGUAAAAAUAACAUGCACUUUUGUGUCU